ACUUCAUCAGAAGCUCAUCUCAGGUCGGCUCCCGCGUGGAAGAAAUGAAGAGGCCCAUUCAUAACCUGCGAAAAUGACGGUUUAUCCAAACGAGACUCAAUGAACUGGAAAAACCGGAAGCUGUUUAAUCUGACCGUAAAUGUGAUUUUGUUUUAAAUGACAUUAAAAGUCUAAAUUAUUAUAACGGCAUUGAAGAAACUACGGACACUAAAGACGUUUGGCACUAAAGACGAGUAAAGCACGCUUGUUUUUGGAGGCGUUAAGUGUCGCCACACCUCUAAACGCCCGCGGCUGUGAGGUGAGGUAUGUUGUCAAACUGGAAUGUCGCGUACGUGAUGAGUUUCGCUGUAAAUGAAACAGGUGAAUGUGAACGAAGUUUUAAUCAAAACCCUCGAAUAUGCGAAUUCUUGGUAGUGACCAUCUAGAUAUAACAGUUUACACCACCAAGACGGGAAAUCUCUGGAGAAGUCUGAAAGCGUUUUAGCCUAUGGUUUUAGCCCUCAAGGUUUACUUGUCCGGAGCACUAGAGAGAAUAAAGAAGGUAUAAUGCUGGGGUUCUCAGUAAUAUGCUUGAGCUUACUAUCCCUGCUGCAUCUUGUUUGGGGCAGAGUGAUUUACAACGAAAAUGAUGUUUUCCUUGAAGAGAAGUCAGCAGGUUCAUUUCUGUCCCGUAAACUGUUGUAUAACAGUUGGGAUUUCGAGGCAGUGGUGCCUGGCAAUCUAGAGAGAGAAUGCAUCGAGGAAAUCUGCUCGUAUGAAGAGGCCAGAGAAGUGUUUGAAGAUGACAAAAAGACGGCAGCUUUUUGGAAAGACUACGUCAACAGUCAUCAGAAGUUGACUGAAGUUGAUGUGGCUGGUCUGUCAGCUGGCAUCGUGGCUGCUGUAUUGGUAGUGGUUAUAGCCACUGUGCUGGGCGUUUAUUGCUACAAGAACAGAGGCAAAAAUGCAAGAGGGGGCAGUGUUCCUGUGCAAAUGGGAGAGGACGGGCGGCCAGUUCCUGAAUCCGUGCCCCUGUCUGGUAUUGUGCCUGCAGGUCUCCCCUCAUACAAUGAGGCUCUGACCCACAGUGGCCAGCAUGACGCACCUCCACCGCCAUACUCCGGGACGACUCCAACUGCACCACCGUAAUCUCAAAAUGAGGAAUGAGCAAUGAUUUUUUAAAGAAAAAUUUUACGAGUUGGAUUUUAUUUCACUGGUGAACGGAGUGCGCGGCUACAUUGAGGCUUCGAGAUGGUGGUCAUGCGCCACAGACAAAUGUAGUUUCAGUCACUGUUUGGCUAACUUAUUCCACUUGGGCUGUCUGUUUAGCGGCUUGCCUUGUUUAUUACAUUAUUUUGCUACCAAAGGUUUUAUUGUGAAUUGCCAAUGUUUUCAUGAAUCAAGUUUGCGUCAUCUUUAAAUAGUUGUUUAGACAUUUUAAAUGUUCAUUGUUAAUAAAAAUAACUAAACAAGCCUU
Messenger RNA from Danio rerio (zebrafish), 1456 nucleotides. It is a transcript of the gene prrg2, whose product is annotated as proline rich Gla (G-carboxyglutamic acid) 2. Gene Ontology annotation, molecular function: calcium ion binding. The record is from RefSeq and is marked validated. Gene Ontology annotation, cellular component: extracellular region. NCBI's taxonomy places the organism in Eukaryota, Metazoa, Chordata, Actinopteri, Cypriniformes, Danionidae.